AUGGCAUGUCAUGGCGUGCAGGUUCCCAAUGAUGUCUUGUUCCAGCUGAUUGAUUCUCAUCCCAACAAGCAGGGUGACGAUGAUGUAAUCAAGCUAAGCGACCUGAUCCAGAGAAUCAGGCCACUGGUGAAGCCGCACUGCAAGCUUGUGUUUGUCCUUGACUGCUGCCGUUCCGCCAGUGAUGAUGCACCACCCAUGGAGACAUGGAGCCCGCCGAGCGCGUCUCGUCGAGAAGUGUUCAUCGGCUUUGCCUGCGCACCACAGAGAGCAUCCUUGGAGGACACGCAAGCAGGCAGAGGGGUCUUCACCAAGCACUUUGUCAAGUACUUGUCGACCGAAUCAAACUUUUCGGUCGCAUGGCAACGGACCAGAAACGAUGUUUUUUGCGGAGACGAGGAAAUUGCAAGAUCCAUGGUGCACCAACAACUUUUCUUCCUUGAGUACUUUUAG
Molecule: messenger RNA, 450 nt
Organism: Effrenium voratum
Lineage: Eukaryota; Dinophyceae; Suessiales; Symbiodiniaceae
Source: the annotation of a GenBank genome assembly